UGCUCACUACGCUGGUUGACCAGAAGGCCAGUCCUAUGUAGUCCAAACAGCAAGGGCACAGUAAGAUGUGAGCUUUCUCCAUAGAUGUGGGCUGUGAAUUUCAUUAGCUCCACUUGCAAUCUCAAGAACUUGGUGUUCCCAGCAAGAUAGUAGGUGACUGGCUUUUCUCCAGUUCUCACAGCCAAGGUACAGACUAUUCAGAGAAUCAGCUGGCAAAGGCAGCCAGACAUUUCCAUGGUCUAGAACUACCAGCCAAGCCAGACCCUUACCAGCAUGAAGUUUUCCAGAUUUGUGAGCAUCCUGGUGCUAUUUGGCCUGUUUGCAAAUGUCCAGGGACCUGGUCUAACUGACUGGCUGUUUCCCAGGAGAUGCCCCAGAUUCAGAGAGCAGUGUGAUUACAAAGAAAGGGACCUGUGUACCAAGGACCGGAACUGUCAGAGCAAAGAGAAGUGCUGCACUUUCAGCUGCGGAAAGAAAUGUCUAGACCCCCAACAAGACAUAUGCAGCCUGCCAAAAGACCCUGGCUACUGCAUGGCCUACUUCCGUCGUUGGUGGUAUAACAAGGAAAACAGCACGUGCCAACUCUUCAUCUACGGAGGCUGCCACGGGAACAAUAACAACUUCCAAACCCGAAGUAUGUGCCAGAAUGCCUGCGAAAAAAAAAGCCACUCCUGAACAGAGGACACACUGGGGAAAACAUCGGGACUUGGCUUCUGCUCCAAGCUCUGUGUACCUGCUGGGUCCUGCUGGCUUCUGCUGACCACUCUGAACACUAAAUCUUCCCAACAUUGAAUCCCUUGGUACCUCCCCUCCUCCCACCAUCCCCAGUUCCUAUUCCUAACCCCUCCUCUUCGGAUCCCCAUCACUAACUACGCCUCGCCCGCUCAGCCCCCCCAUCAGGAGCUCCCUGUUUAUUUCUGUGUACUCUCUCAACUUUAUUCAAUAAAGUAUCUGGCUUUA
Molecule: messenger RNA, 960 nt
Organism: Meriones unguiculatus (Mongolian gerbil)
Lineage: Eukaryota; Metazoa; Chordata; Mammalia; Rodentia; Muridae
Product: eppin-like
Exons: 4
Coding region: 274-675 (133 amino acids)
Biological process (GO): negative regulation of peptidase activity
Cellular component (GO): extracellular region
Molecular function (GO): serine-type endopeptidase inhibitor activity
Source: RefSeq, a predicted model, not a curated record